AAAAAAAAGAAAAGAAAAAAGGCACAAAAAAAGUGGAAACUUUUUUCCCUGUCCAUUCCACCAAGUCCUGAAAAAUCAAAAUGGAUUUAGAGAAAAAUUACCCGACUCCUCGGACCGGCAGGACAGGACAUGGAGGAGUGAAUCAGCUUGGGGGGGUUUUUGUGAAUGGACGGCCACUCCCCGAUGUAGUCCGCCAAAGGAUAGUGGAACUUGCUCAUCAAGGAGUCAGGCCCUGUGACAUCUCCAGGCAGCUUCGGGUCAGCCAUGGUUGUGUCAGCAAAAUUCUUGGCAGGUAUUAUGAAACGGGCAGCAUCAAGCCUGGGGUGAUUGGAGGAUCAAAACCAAAAGUUGCUACGCCCAAAGUGGUGGAAAAAAUCGCUGAAUAUAAACGCCAAAACCCCACCAUGUUUGCCUGGGAGAUCAGGGACCGGCUGCUGGCAGAGCGGGUGUGUGACAAUGACACGGUACCCAGCGUCAGCUCCAUCAACAGGAUCAUCCGGACAAAAGUACAGCAACCUCCCAACCAGCCGGUUCCCGCUUCCAGUCACAGCAUAGUGUCCACGGGCUCCGUGACGCAGGUGUCUUCGGUGAGCACGGACUCGGCUGGCUCCUCGUACUCCAUCAGCGGCAUCCUGGGCAUCACGUCCCCCAGCGCCGACACCAACAAGCGCAAGAGAGACGAAGGUAUUCAGGAGUCUCCAGUCCCGAAUGGCCACUCACUUCCGGGCAGAGAUUUCCUUCGGAAGCAGAUGCGGGGAGACCUGUUCACGCAGCAGCAGCUGGAGGUGCUGGACCGUGUGUUUGAGAGGCAGCACUACUCGGACAUCUUCACCACCACAGAGCCCAUCAAGCCUGAGCAGACCACUGAGUAUUCAGCCAUGGCCUCGCUGGCUGGAGGGCUGGACGACAUGAAGGCCAACCUGACCAGCCCCACCCCCGCCGACAUCGGGAGCACCGUGCCUGGGCCGCAGUCCUACCCCAUCGUGACAGGCCGCGACUUGGCGAGCACGACCCUCCCCGGGUACCCUCCACACGUCCCCCCCGCCGGACAGGGCAGCUACUCAGCGCCGACGCUGACAGGGAUGGUGCCGGGGAGUGAGUUUUCCGGGAGCCCCUACAGCCACCCUCAGUAUUCCACGUACAACGACUCCUGGAGGUUCCCCAACCCGGGGCUGCUUGGCUCCCCGUACUAUUACAGCGCCGCUGCCCGAGGAGCUGCCCCACCUGCAGCUGCUACUGCCUACGACCGUCACUGACUCUUGGAGACAGGCAGGCGCCAAGCACUUAUGACACAUAUCAUUGAGGGUGAUAGCCUCCCGGCCCCCACUGAAGACAGCCAGAGGGGCACCGCAAGACCAUCCCCAGCCACCCCUACUCGCCUGAAGCUCCCUCUCUCCCUUUUCCUGUCAGAGACUCUGGGGUCCUGUGGUAGGGCCACUGGACUUCUGGACGUUUGUCCAUAUCUGAGUCAAUUGAAGAGAUUCUCCCAACAGCGACUGGUCUCCACAAACCAACAGACAACGGCCACCCAGUGCAGCCUGCCAGCCCCCAGCUGCCUGCGCAUCGCCGCCCUGCCCACCCGAGGCCUGGGAAGGAGAGCUUGCUUUUGUUGCCUCAGCAGCACCCCUGUA
Messenger RNA from Trichechus manatus latirostris (Florida manatee), 1631 nucleotides. RefSeq names its product paired box 5 (gene PAX5). The record is from RefSeq and is a predicted model, not a curated record. NCBI's taxonomy places the organism in Eukaryota, Metazoa, Chordata, Mammalia, Sirenia, Trichechidae. Gene Ontology annotation, molecular function: DNA-binding transcription factor activity, RNA polymerase II-specific; RNA polymerase II cis-regulatory region sequence-specific DNA binding. The coding region runs from base 81 to 1256 and encodes 391 amino acids. The transcript is spliced from 10 exons. Gene Ontology annotation, biological process: regulation of transcription by RNA polymerase II; anatomical structure development.